Messenger RNA from Acomys russatus (golden spiny mouse), 553 nucleotides. RefSeq names its product 60S ribosomal protein L37a-like. Lineage: Eukaryota; Metazoa; Chordata; Mammalia; Rodentia; Muridae. The record is from RefSeq and is a predicted model, not a curated record. The transcript is spliced from 3 exons. Bases 1 to 501 code for a protein of 166 amino acids. Gene Ontology annotation, cellular component: ribosome. Gene Ontology annotation, molecular function: structural constituent of ribosome. Gene Ontology annotation, biological process: translation.
AUGGAGAUAAGGCAUAUUGCGAGGAUGUUGAUAAGGUUCUUAGCAAGAAAAAUUUCCAACUCAAGCAAGAUGAAUGCAGACCCAGUUUUACCCAUGAUACCAUUUGACAGACUAAGCAUUCAAAAAAUCGAUUGUGAGAAGCAGUGGUUUUCACAGGAGAUUUCUGGGGUGGAGUUGGUGGAGCAAAUAUUACAAAUUCUGGGGUUAGUGAUUCUUGACAAGAUUGCUAAAUGCACCAAGAAAGUCGGGAUCAUUGGAAAAUACAGGACCCACUAUGGUGUGUCCCUCUGGAAAAUGGUGAAGAAAAUUGAAAUCAUCCAGCACGCCAAGUACACUUGCUCCUUCUGUGGCAAGACCAAGAUGAAGAGACGAGCCGUUGGCAUCUGGCACUGUGGUUCCUACAUGAAAACAGUGGCUGGUGGGGCCUGGACCUGCAACACCACUUCUGCUGUCACAGUGAAGUCUGCCAUCAGGAGACUCGAGGAACUGAAAGACCAGUAGAAGCGCUACCGUUUGAGACUUGCCUAGCCUACAAUAAAUGGGUUAAUUUACG